Molecule: messenger RNA, 985 nt
Organism: Mugil cephalus (flathead mullet)
Lineage: Eukaryota; Metazoa; Chordata; Actinopteri; Mugiliformes; Mugilidae
Product: endoplasmic reticulum resident protein 27
Exons: 7
Coding region: 144-908 (254 amino acids)
Biological process (GO): protein folding; response to endoplasmic reticulum stress
Cellular component (GO): endoplasmic reticulum
Source: RefSeq, a predicted model, not a curated record
GAGCUACCAAUCACAACCCAGGGAAGCCACAGUAGCCACAGAGGUGACACGACUCUUUGUGAAGAGUCAGACAGCUACAAAGUCUUUUUUGCUUGUCUUGCUUAUUGUUCACCUACCUCCACCUCAGCUGACACAGCAGCAAUAUGCUGAUCACUCUGUUAUAUGCCCUCCUUGUGUCCUCUGUCAUUGCAACAGAGAACGACAGUCGCCCUCCCAGGCUGAACAACACCAAAGCUGCUGAGGCCUUCAUUGACUCUGCUGAAGUUGUGGUCAUUGGAUUCCUGGAGGGAGAAGAUAGUCAUGGCUAUAAGGAACUCAUUGUAGCUGCAAAACGUGUGGAUUCAGUCCCUGUAGCCAUUUGCACUGUGAAGGAGGUGUGGGCAGACUACGGCCUGUCCUCGGACACCCUCACCCUCUUCAGAAAGGCAGAUAACCACCAGGAGAACCUUGUUCUUGCUGAGAUUGAGAAGUUAGAAAGUGAUGGUCUUGUCAACUUCAUUACCAUCAACGAGGUCCGAUACAUCACAGAGUACAACCAAGUGACUGCAGUGGGUCUGUUCAAUUCAGAGGUGAAGUCACACCUCCUGCUCUUUGCUAAUAGGGGCAGUGAAGAAUAUACUGAGCUCAAGGAGCGAUUGGGAGCUCUGGCCCCUGAGUUCACAGGCAAGUUCUUGUUCGUGCUGAUUAAUGGAGCCCUGCAGUCAAACUUUCGGUCACUUGAGUAUUUUGGCCUCAAGUCACAGGAUCUUCCGCGAGUUGGCAUCUAUGAUGGGGACUCUGACAUGAAGUGGCUCCUACCUGAAGGAGAAAUUACUACAGAUCGAGUUCGGGAGUUUUGCCAGUCCUUCCUGCGAGGCGAACUGAAGGAGGUGAAGCAGGCCGGAGCAGAAACCAAAACAGAGCUCUAGGACUCAAAAAACACAUGUAAUUGUUAUACAUUCAUUAUACAUUCAUUAAAAAAAAAAAAAAAAAAAAAAAAAAAAAA